ACACUAUCUAUUAUCAUUGUUAUGUGUGUGAACCAUCAUUUCCAAUAUUUUAAUUCAGGAUAUACUAAAGCAUAUAAAUUUAGGAAUACAAAUAUAAACAAAUAAUCGUAUCAUUCACUUUCUUCUUCCCUAAUAAACCAAACAAAGCUAACCAAAAAAUCCACCUGAAAAUUAAACCAAUGGAACCCAUCAACAAAUCUCCACAUUCAUCCACAUCAAACAACAAAUUCUCCUCAAUCUUCUACCUUCCACUCAUCCUGAUCAUUCCACAUAGCCACUCUGAAUCAGACCAUACCGCCUUAGUCUACCACCACUGCACCAACAACCAACCACCCACAUCUACAUCAAUGUCUGAAGCCCUCUCAUUCCUCUUCGAAUCCUUCAUCAAGCAGUCCACAAACUCCACCUUCCACAGACAAACCACCACCCAGAACGGCGUCCCAAUCUCGGCCGAGUACCAGUGCAGAGGGGACAUGAGUUUGGUGGGCUGCAAAAGCUGCGUAACUCAGCUAGGUAUUUUGUCGAACAGGUUGUGUGCAGGAGCGGAAACGGGGCGUGUGCAGCUUAGAGGCUGCUAUGUGCGGUACGAGGCAGAUGGGGAGGAAGUGAAAGACGAGUACGGGGAGUUGGUGCAUAAGGAAUGUGGAGAAAGGGCGGAGGGUGGCGGCGGCGGCGGCGGCGGAUAUGAGGUGGCGCUGUGGGAAGUGGAAGAGGGGAUUUUGAGGAGUGAGAGUGGGUAUUUUGAGGCGAGGAAUGAGGGAGUGAGAGUGGUGGCGCAGUGUGAAGGAGCGUUGUUGGGAUUGGGAAUGGGGUGUGGUUGUGCGGAGUGUGUCAGUGGAGCUGUGGAGGUGCUGCGACAGGAUUGCCGCGGAAGCCUUGAUGGGGUUGUUUAUUUGGAUGGAUGCUAUGUUACCUAUACAACCUACCCUCUACUAGAUCUGUCGAAAUUGGAGCCUCUAGAAGGAUCAAAUUAUCGUCUUGGUUUCAGAAUCUUCUUAUAUUUUUUUAGCAAACUGAAAGUUUAUUACAUCCUCAUUGGAAAUGAAUUUGAUGGAGGUAAGGUUAUUGACACAGGUAAGUCUGUUGUGGAGAUUGAUCCAAAUAGCUCCAAAGUCACAGAUCCGUUAGAAUUCUGUCAGUCUAGUACUAAACCUGCUACAGAUUCAAGAAAAUUUGAGAAAGAUAACAAGACAGUCUGUGGCCAUUUACUUAAUCAUCUAACGAGCUCGUUGUUUGAUCUGUUUGUGGUCCAAACAUCAGUAAAGGUGAUACAAGAUACUUUGGAGUCCAGAUAUGGAGGAGAUGAUGCAGAACGUAAGAAGUAUGUCAUUGAAAAGUGGCUGCAAUUCCAAGUGAUGGACAAGAAACCAAUUGUGGAUUAUGUUCAUGAAUAUGAGAAUCUGAUGGCGAAUGUACUAUCCGAAGGUAUGAAAAUGUGCGAAAUCCUCCAAGAAAAUGUACUACUUGAGAAAUUUCUACCGUCCUUGAGUGACUACCGGAAUCACUUGAAGCACAAGAAGAAAGACCUAACACUGCAGGAAUUGAUCAUUCACAUGCGCACGAAAGAAGCAAAUCGACAGAAUGAUAAGCCAAUUUAUGAAAAUUUAAAUCCAGUUAAUGCUAUUCUGGAUAUAGUUGAUGGCGAGUGUGUAUUCAUGAGAAACUCUGCUACUACAGGGGAACCUUGUGUCUGGGAGUUUGUUGAAUCAGAUUGGGCUUAA
Molecule: messenger RNA, 1721 nt
Organism: Benincasa hispida (wax gourd)
Lineage: Eukaryota; Viridiplantae; Streptophyta; Magnoliopsida; Cucurbitales; Cucurbitaceae
Source: RefSeq, a predicted model, not a curated record